This is a messenger RNA of Galeopterus variegatus (Sunda flying lemur), 198 nucleotides long. It is a transcript of the gene PELATON, whose product is annotated as long intergenic non-protein coding RNA 1272. NCBI's taxonomy places the organism in Eukaryota, Metazoa, Chordata, Mammalia, Dermoptera, Cynocephalidae. The record is from RefSeq and is a predicted model, not a curated record.
UCCCGAUUCUUGUCUGUCUCCUUCCACUGGAAUGUCACCAUCACCCAGCUGGGGACUUUGGUCUGUUUUGUUCACUGCUGUACACAGCACAGUGCCUCCUUGCCUUCUGCCUCCACUGCCGCCAUCCUGGCUCAUCCCUGUUGCUGCAGAAGCCUCCUCCCCGGUCCUCCAGAAAUCCCCUCUCCACACUUAGUCUGA